UCAGUUUGAUUUCUACGUAAAGAUUCGAUGAAUUUCCAUUUAGAAGAUUGGUAUUAUGUUGAGGUUAUGUUUAUUAUAAUCGGUCCUCUUUCGACCACAUGUUAUAACCUCUUUGAUAGUUUUGUUUAAUUUAUGUUGUUACAUCGUUAAAAAUAUUUGGAGUGGUUUAAAAAUGGGUAAAAAGGGAAAGAUCGGAAAACAAAGAAAAGAUAAAUAUUAUCAGUUAGCCAAGGAAACAGGUUACAGAUCACGUGCUGCUUUCAAAUUAAUACAGCUUAAUCGUAAAUUUGAGUUUCUUCAAAAAUCUCGAGUAUGUAUAGAUUUAUGUGCAGCACCUGGUGGAUGGAUGCAAGUGGCACGACAAAAUAUGCCAGUAUCAUCAAUAGUUAUUGGAAUAGAUUUGUUUCCAAUAAAACCAAUACCUGGUUGUAUAAGUUUAGUCGAAGAUAUUACAACAGAUAAAUGUAGAGUGGCUAUUACUCGUGAAUUAAAAACUUGGAAGGCAGAUGUUGUUUUAAACGAUGGUGCACCUAACGUUGGAAAAAAUUGGCUCCACGAUGCAUAUCAACAAGCUGUUUUAACGUUGCACGCUGUUAAAUUAGCUACACAAUUUUUAAGACCAGGUGGAUGGUUUGUUACUAAAGUAUUCAGAUCAAAAGAUUAUAAUCCAUUGAUAUGGGUAUUUAAACAAUUAUUCAAAAAGGUACAUGCAACAAAACCACAAGCUUCUCGUAGCGAAUCAGCUGAAAUUUUUGUGAUCUGUCAAUAUUAUAUUGCACCUGACAAAAUAGAUCCAAAAUUUUUAGAUUCAAAAUAUGUAUUCUCUGAAUUACAAUUAGAGCCUACAAAUAAAUUGAAUGUAUUCCAUCCGGAAAAACAGAAGAAACAAAAGGCCGAAGGUUAUCCGGAAAAUGAUUAUACGUUGUAUCAUUCGGUCUCUGUAAAAGAUUUUAUUAAAUUUGAAAAUGGAAUAGACGCUUUGCAAAAUACAUCGGAAAUUUUAUUAGACGACGAUGAUAUUGCGAAUCACGAGAAAACAACGAAAGAGAUUAAAGAAUGUUGUAAAGAUAUUAAAGUACUUGGUAGGAAGGAUUUGCGUUUAUUACUUAAUUGGUGGAAAGCUUUAAGGGAAAUAUUUGUCGAAUCAAAAUUAAAAUCAAAUGAUAUAACGGAAGAAACAACGGAGGAGAGUAAAAAAUCUUUAACCAUUGAAGAACAAGAAGAUUUAGAGGAUGAAGAAAUUAUGCAGGAAAUAGAAAAGGUUCGUGAAGAGGAAGAAAAAGAAUUGAAGCGAAAAAAGAAAAGGGUAAACAAAGAAAGGCAAAAAUUAAACGAACGUUUAAAUCUUAAAAUGAUUCACAAAGGUGAUGAGGGACCUAAAUUAGAAGGAGACGAGAUGUUUAGUUUGACACAAAUUAAAACCCAUGAGGCAUUGGUAAACGUAACCGAUCAAAGUCCCGAUAUCGUAGCGGAGAGCGAUCACGAUUCUGACGAAGAACGUAAAGGAAAAUCAAAAAAGAUAAUCUAUGAAAAGGAUAAAGGACAUUUAGAUAGUUCUGAAUUAUAUUAUAAGUCGGAGGAUAGCGAGUUAGAAAAAUCUGACGAUGAAAGUACGGAGGAUAGCGAGAAAUCAGGAUUAGGUUUUAGUUCGUCGGAAGACGAAGAAGAUGAAAGUGCUAAGAAAAAGAAUAAUCGAAAAAAUACUAAAAACGAAGACGAAGAGGAAACUAAUCCUCUGAUAACAGAUCUUGAUUAUAGAGAUAAAAAAACUAAGAGAAUUCACAAAGCUCAGUUAUGGUUUGAAAAGGAUAUAUUUAAAAAUUUGGAGGAUGAAAAGGAUGAGGACUUUGAAUUGGAUAAAAUGAUCGAGAAUUAUAAGGAAAAGGGUGGAAAAAUUGUUGGAGAGGAGAAGGAGCAAAUGGUGGAGAAAGAAGAAGAUGAUGAUGAUGAUGAUGAUGAUGAUGAUGAUGAUGAUGAUGAUACUGACGCGGGAUCAAAUAGUGCGAGCGACGAUACAGAUUCUAAUUACGAUGUGGAGGAGAUGAUGGCGCCAAAUAAAAAAGUCAAAAAGAUAGGUGGUAAGGAUGGAUACGAAGUAGUGUCGAAAGAGAAAGCUAAUGAAAAAUUAAAGAAGAGAAAAUUAUCGGUUCAAGAUCUGGCAUUGGGUUCUUUAAUGAUACAAUCUAAGAAGGCUAGACGAGAUUUGAUCGACGGCGCUUGGAAUAGAUAUGUCUUUAACGAUACCAAUUUGCCAGAUUGGUUUGUACAGGAUGAAGAAAAGCAUAUGAAAAAAGAUGCUCCAGUACCGAAGGAACUCGUACAAGAAUAUGAAAAGAGAAUAGAGGAUUUGAAUGUUAGACCGAUCAAAAAGGUUUUAGAAGCUAAAGCGAGAAAAAAGAAACGUUCGAUGCGUAAAUUAGAGAAAGCAAAGAAAAAGGUCGAAGCUUUGAUGGAAAGUACAGAAAUAAGUGAACGUGAAAAAGCACGACAAGUUAAAGCCAUAUAUAAGAAAGCUCAUAAGGAGCCAAAGAAGGAAGUAACUUAUGUAGUAGCGAAGAAACAUACUUCUCAAAAAAGAGCAGUAAGGCCACCCGGAGUAAAAGGCAGAUACAAAAUAGUAGAUCCUAGAAUGAAGAAGGAUUUGCGAGCGGCUAAGGCAAAGGAAAAGACAAAAGGACGAAGUAAAAAAAAGAGUCAUGGCGGUGGUAAACCACCAAGAGGAAAGCCUAAAGUAUCGAAAGGCAAGAAAUUUAAAUAAUUUUAUUCUUUAAUGAUUGUACCUUUUUUUAUGCGACGUACGA
This is a messenger RNA of Vespa mandarinia (Asian giant hornet), 2801 nucleotides long. Its product is annotated as pre-rRNA 2'-O-ribose RNA methyltransferase FTSJ3. Gene Ontology annotation, biological process: maturation of 5.8S rRNA from tricistronic rRNA transcript (SSU-rRNA, 5.8S rRNA, LSU-rRNA); maturation of LSU-rRNA from tricistronic rRNA transcript (SSU-rRNA, 5.8S rRNA, LSU-rRNA); rRNA methylation. NCBI's taxonomy places the organism in Eukaryota, Metazoa, Arthropoda, Insecta, Hymenoptera, Vespidae. Gene Ontology annotation, cellular component: nucleolus; nucleus; preribosome, large subunit precursor. The record is from RefSeq and is a predicted model, not a curated record. Gene Ontology annotation, molecular function: rRNA (guanine) methyltransferase activity; rRNA (uridine-2'-O-ribose)-methyltransferase activity.